AUUGCUGAAGAGUUCAACAAUGCUGAAAUGAUCUUUACUUACAAGAUUUUAUAUCUUUUAAUGAUUACAGACUUAUUACAGCAAUUUAUCCUGUGCACAGUUUAAAAAUUAAUCAAAAUACUAAUGAAGCUUUGUUAAAUGACGUUGCUUUCUAUCCGUAAAUGAAUAUUAGUAUAAAUAUCUAAAUUUAUAUAUGAAAAAGCUUCAUAAAUAAUAAUAGACAAAUAUCCUAUGUGUAUAUAAACUAGACAACAUAUUUUGCUAUAUACAACUUUGCUGUGUAAAAAGUUCGAUAAACUUAAACUAUAUUGUUGCUUUUUGAUUUUAAACAUUAUGUUAAUAUUAUGUUCUACACUUUGUAUAAAUGUGUUUGCUAUGAAUACAUUUCUUGAAAUGUAUAUUAAUUCUAGUGUAACUGCAAAUAAAGCAGAAGUCAACAAAUUUUAAAUAUUUAUAUAUUUUCAGUAAAUGUAUAAGUACGUUUCACUUAAAAUAGUAAAAGUAUAAUAUGAACUAUAAAAUUAUAAAUACGUUUAAAUAAUUCAGACUAUCUGCAACCUCGUCAAAAAGCAAGAAAUUGGCCUCUCCUUUUUAAUAUCGGAAAGCAUCGUUUUCAUAUCCAAUGAUAGGGGUAGGAAUAUAUUUUUUAUUUAAUUUAGUGCUCAAUGCUGGUAUCGGUAAAGGAUAAAUAUGAGGCUUAAUAGGAAAUCUAGUACCAGCAAUAUCGAUUUCGUAACGAGCCAUAGGAUUCAUUAUAAAAUCUGUUGUAACAAUAUUCUUAUUCGGUUGCGCAUGCCUUGUUCCAGGUAAACUAAUGAAACCAAGGCAAAUAUGUUUCUCAGUUGCAAAACCAUACCUAUAAAAUGAAUUCGAAACAAUGAAAAAUAUAUUUUACUAUGCUAGUGUUCAUCAUGUACACUUACCCAGCUGAUGUCACAGUUCCUACAAAUUUAUUGUUUCUAUAAAUAGGUUCUCCACCCCAUGGCCAUACGUCUUUGUUUAUAUCCAGUUCAUUAACAACGAAUAAUACUAAUCGUUUCGUCACACCCUGCUCUUUUUGAUAUUGCAAAGCAAAUUUUCCAAUGAAAUACUCCUUCUACAAAAUCAAAUAACCUUGUUAAGUCUUGGAACCCCGUCUGGUUAAUACAAAUGUGCAUAACAUACUUACAUUUAACUUUACACUAUAUCCACUUCCAGCUUCAUAUGGGGUAACAAAUGGUGUUAACUCUUCAGCCCAAAAGGGAAUAAAUCGUUCUAUUCGCAUAAAACGUUGUGUGAGAACACCCACGUCUCGUACCCCAUAAUCUUUACCUACUUCCAUUAACGUCUCAUAUACGUGUAGCGCAUACUCUGAAGGUAUAUAUAAGCAGUAACCAGAUUCACCAGUGUUUGUAAAUGACAUUAUCAUAACGUCUGAGGCGUAUGCUACGUUUGCAGUCUGUUGACAUGAUAACUGUUCUGUAGACUCAUAUUCUGAAGUAUACACGAUGCUACAGUUAAAUGGGAUCACCAAAAUAUCUACCACAUUUCUUGUUGUAAAUGAUCCCAUUUAGCUGCAACAGGUGAAGUUGUUUUUACCUUGUACGUGAAAGGAGAUAGAUUAAUGUUAGAAUUAGAAAGCUCGGAUAACAGGCCUGUAGCUUUAGGACCUACUAAAUUGAUUACCGUAUACUUUGAAGUUACAUCAUUCAGGCCGACUGAAUGAUCUGCUGGUAAAUGUCUGCAACAAGAAGCAAUAGAUUCUACAUUUGUUUCGCAUGACUAUAAUUAGUAAUUCAUAGUUCAAUAUUUUUUACCUAGACAUCCAUUGAUAAAUGCGCGUUUGUUGAGACGUUGGUGAAACCAUGAAGUAACUAUUCUCUGAUUGUCUCACUAAAAUACAGUCGUUUUCGUAACCACCUCGUUCAUUUUGCAUUCCUGUGUGCACUAUACCACCAACUGGUAUAUUUGCAUCAUUUGAACACAAUUGUUGAAGGUACUCCACAACUUCCCAACGACUAGACUGUAUAUAAAAUAGUAUUAAAAUAUAAAUGUUCACAUAAAAUUGUUACGAACAUAUCUUUCAUGUACUUACUUUAAUUUUAAUUUUUGAAAAUGAGCUCAUAUCUAUAAUUCCUACUCCUUCUUUGCAUGCAAGAAAUUCUUCUUUCAUAAAAUCGAAGAACUUUGGCUUGUAAAAGCUACCUCGAGGCAUAACUGGUUUUUUCUGACCUCCUUUAAUUAAUUAAUGUUAUUUUAAUUACUUAAAUAUAUACAGAGAAAUCAAAUUAUUAUUUUCUUACUUCUGUAAGUAGAAUCGAAGUAAAGUGGUCGUUCGUAGGCCAUCUUGACUCCAAAAAUCGCACCUCUUUCUUCAAGUACCGAAUAUAAGGGAGAACAACGCAAUUUCCGAGCAUAUUUGUACUCACAUUGGUGAGGGUAUAGAAUUGCAUAAUUUCUGCCUACUAUUUCCCUUGUUCUUUGCUGUAAAUACCGUUUACUGCUAUGCAAAUCAAGAAAUCUUUGAACACUAAAGGGAAGCAACUCUUGGGUAGAUUCGCCGUUUAUAAGGCAUUCAGCCACCUCUUUUCCUAUUCCUCCUGCACCUAUAUGAAAAUGGUUUAUAACUUUCAUUCAGAAUCUUUAACAGACAAGAUUCAAUAUUUACCUUGAAGUGAAUUUCCAUUCAUGCCUACGGCAACAUAAUAAUUUUUUACUUCGGGAGUUUCUCCUAAUAUCCAUCUUCCAUCUGGUGUAAAAUUGUCAGGACAGUUAUGUACGUUUGGUUGUACUUUACUUAAAAUUGGUAAUCUAUGUAUAACUUUAUCCCAUAAAAGCUUCCAAUGAGAAGGAUCAUUUUUAAGAUAAUUCUUCCAAUUUUGUAUGGGAACACUACCAUUUUCAAAUGCAGGUUUUGCUUCUGGUUCAAACCAACCAACUAGCAAACUUCCCUGCCAUUCUCUCAUGUACGAAUGCGAAUCAAAAUCUCUUAUGCAUGGUAGAGUGAUAUUCGAAUUAGGUGGAAAAGGAGAAGCAAUUGCAUAAAAAUGUUCUGCAGGGUAUGCUGGGAUUCUGACUGCUGGAUUGCAAUGCAAUCCUAAUUCACGUGCCCACUAUAAAGCAAAUAAGUUUAUAUUUUAUAUUAUCAGUUAUACAUUAUUCAAUUAAAAGAUGAUGUAUGUUCUCUUACCAUUCCUGCACAGUUAACAAAGUACUCACAGAAUACUACACCAUAUUCAGUCUUUACACUCUUCACAGCUCCAUUUUCAGUGUUUACUUCUUGUAUUCUGCAAUUUUCAAUAUAUCUUGCUCCUCCAGAUUUUGCCAGUUUAGCUAAAACUUCACAAACUGCACUGGAAUUAGCUACUGCAUCUUCAGGUACCCAAAUAGCACCUUCUAUAUCAUCAGUAUUAAGAUACGGAUGCAAUCUCUGCAGUUCUUUUUUUCCUAAAAUCUAUAGAAUUCACUGAACUUUAACAACUUUCUUUCUAGUUAUACUUACAAUAAAAAAUUAAUAAAUAUUACUUCACAAUGCAAUCCUGUAGGUACAUUAUAGGCCAUCCUACGUUUUAAAGCUAUCAUUCUAUCUUUGGUUUGAGCUAAGUUUAUACUGCCGCAUUGUUUUAAUCCAAUAUCAUAUCCCAUUUCUUGUAAUUGUUGAUAUAACUUAAUGCUAUAGGAGAUCAAAUUUCUAUGUGAAAUUGGUUUGAAGAGUCCAAGGGUGCCUGAGCCAAAGUGAGAUGUUCCGCUUCCAAUCCUAAAAUAGAUCUUCCAUGAAUUUGUUGAAAUGACGAGCACAUCAUUCCAUCCAUUAAUAACAAGAUGAUAGGCAACAGAAUUGGCAACUGUUCCUGCACCCGCAAUAACAACUUGCGAUUGUGACGGCAAUACUGUUGAUCGUGGUAAAAAGUUUGAGUAAUUGUUAAAGUUUCUACGAUACUCAUUUUUGUUGUUGAAUAGACCAGAUGCGAGUACUCCAUUUUUAUAGGUUAUAUAAUGCAAAUCAUGUUUGUUAACUUUUAAAGCUGUAUUCUUCGGAAAUAAUACGCAUAUGCAUUUCGAGCACACGUAACUUAGCAUUAAGUUGUGUAUAAUAUAAUGAUUGUCCAGUAUUAAUGAAACAUUCACAGGCUUACAUAGAAAAUACCUGGACUCUGAACAUGUGUUCUAUUUCUAUAGUUUACAAUAAAAUAUUUGUCGAUGUACAUUGAUAUUUACUAUUAUUAACAAAAAAUGUAGCAUGAAUUAUCGAUAUUAAUCUUGAUGUAAAUUAGACAUUAACUUUGAAGAUUUGCAAUAAAUUUUCUCGAAACCACUAAUUGCGUAUAGAGUAAUUGAGAAAACAUAAUUAUCUUAUCAACAUUCGACUUUGUAAAAUAGUAACGGUAUCUGUAUUCCUUAAUUACAUAAUUUAUAAACAAAGUUCCUGGCAAGUUUGUAUAUUGCUGAAGUAUUUGAAUUCUCCGCGCUUUGGAAGAAUCGAUACAACUCGAAACAUUCAAAAUCGUCGAGUUAUUUCGAUUCUCGAUCCCAUACAAUACGGUUAUUCCAAAUGGAAACCGCGUCCAGAAUCUUUCGUUUGUAAAAUGAAGUUUAUUGUAAAUUCUAGCUUGUGCACAUAGAAAAUUAUAGAAAAAAAUCGUUCGUCAUGUUGUUUGUGUUGGCCAUUUAUAUUUUAAAAAUAUUAUGCGUGUUUUUAUUUGUUGUCUAUUGCGUCGUCACCUUUCUUAUGGUAAUGUAUAAUGCUCGAUUGGAGGAGCUGAAAGAUUGCAUCACUGCUAAAGACGAAAUCUUGGAGUCAGAUUAUCCGCUCAAAUUUUACGUGGACGAAAAGUUGGGUAUAAUUACAAAGAAGAUAACGGAAAAAGAACAAUUGUUGCAGCGAUCUCAUUAUGAAAUAAAGAACGCAGAGAAGAUUCUGACAGAUUUGGAAAAUAAAACAUCGAAUUAUAGAGACGGAUACAAGUUGUUGAUGUCGGAGUUAAAAAAGGAUGUUCGGAAAAUCGAGGGCGAGCAGGUUAAAACGUUGCAAAACCACAUUUCCUCUUUGUCGUUUCGGAGGGAGGUUCUUAGAAAUGAAGUAAUGAAGGUAAUCAGUUUCAAUACAAUAAAGAAAACAAAUACAAAUGCUUUUACAAAGAAAUUCAUGUUAUUUCAGCAACAGGAAGAUUAUCAAAAGAUGUUAAACAAUUUUACCAGAGAGUUAGAAAACAAGAAGUCCUUGUUCUCUCUGACAACUGAAAGUCCAAGAAGACCUCGCAUGAGUUGCCCUCCUUUACAAUGAAACGUUACGCCGUGUCCUUACACGUGUGAUAUAGUGAUCUUUAUUGACUGUUCUACGGUAUUGUAUAACGUCGAUCGAGUCAUAACUUUAUUUAAUAUUCACAAUAUGUACAUUUAAAUAAAACGAUCGAUAUGGAAAA
Messenger RNA from Megalopta genalis, 5402 nucleotides. Lineage: Eukaryota; Metazoa; Arthropoda; Insecta; Hymenoptera; Halictidae. The record is from RefSeq and is a predicted model, not a curated record.